AAACCUUAGUCAUAAGCACUUUUGACUCAAAAUACAGAAUCGCUAUCUGCCUUCGACAUUUUCUGUAUUUGAUUUGAUGCUGAAAUUCGUCUCCCACAGUUCCCUGGUUCGUGCCCAGGUCAAGGGUUUUCUUCUCCUAUUCACCACAACAUCAUCAUCUACACUUUCUUCUUCUUCUUUCAAUUCCAAUUUCAAUUUCCGCUUCAGUUCCGCUUCAACCACCUCUCACUCUUUCACCGUCUCUUACCUCAUCAACAAUUACGGUCUCUCCCCUCAAACCGCACUCAAUGUUUCUCGCAAGCUCACUCUCUCCGAUACCCAAAAACCGGAUUCAGUUAUCGCCCUCUUCACAACCCAUGGCUUCUCCAACACUCAAAUUCGUAAUAUCAUCAAAAGGGAACCUUGCUUACUCUUAUGCCUCGACCCCAACAAGAUACUUUUACCAAAGUUUCAAUUUUUACUCUCCAAAGGUGCUUCUACUUCUGAUAUUGUUCGCAUUGUAAAUGCUAACCCUAAAUUCCUAUUAAGAAGUUUGCACAAUCAUAUUAUCCCUACUUAUGAUUUUAUUAGAGGGUUUCUUCAAUCUGAUAAACAAGCCAUCACAUGUAUUAAUCGUUAUGCUUCUUUUAUUUCUGAUUCUCGUGUCGAAACUAAUGUCAAAUUAUUGCUUGAUAAUGGAGCCACACACUCAAAUAUUGCUACAUUGUUGCGUAGUUCUCCUAGGAUAUAUUGUUCAUCCAAUCUGUUGGAGACUAUUCAGGAAUUGAAGCAACUAGGUUUCAAUUCUUCAACUUCAACUUUUUCUAUUGCAUUGGUUGCUAAGAGAACUGUGAAUGACACUAGGUGGGCUGAGAAAGUUGAAAUUUUUAAGAAAUGGGGUUGGUCUGAUGAAGACAUUCUUCAAGCAUUUAGGAGGCAACCAUACUGUAUGUUGUCAUCGGCUCAAAAAAUCGAUGCAGUUUUGAGCGCUUGGGUUGAUCAGUUAGGUUUGAAUUCUUUGGAUCUUGUUAAUGCUCCAGGAAUCUUUCUAUUGAGACUCGAGAAGCGGGUUAUUCCAAGGGCUGCAGUUUUGCAGUUCCUUGUAUCUAAAGGUUUGAGAAGAAGGGACGCCUCACUAAGUGCACCGUUUGCUGUGACAGAGAAGUUGUUUCUGGACAAAUUUGUGAAAUGUUUUAAGGAGGAUUCUCCUCAUUUGUUGAAGUUGUAUCAGGAAAAAAUGAAUCUUGCAAAUAGCAUGGAGAAGAAGCCUUCAUGAAGUGUGUAACUUCUCAAUCAUGCCUCUGCUGUAAGUUUAUGAAAUGUUCUACCGAUGAAAAAGUAAGACUUGCAGUUGCAGAUAACAAAGAUGACACUUAUUAUUGUGGUAAAACCACCUGAUUGUGUAACUUAUUAAUCAAAUUUUGUUGGCUCAA
Molecule: messenger RNA, 1412 nt
Organism: Medicago truncatula (barrel medic)
Lineage: Eukaryota; Viridiplantae; Streptophyta; Magnoliopsida; Fabales; Fabaceae
Exons: 2
Coding region: 77-1255 (392 amino acids)
Biological process (GO): regulation of DNA-templated transcription
Molecular function (GO): double-stranded DNA binding
Source: RefSeq, a predicted model, not a curated record